Aethina tumida (small hive beetle) is the source of this 3014-nucleotide messenger RNA. RefSeq lists its product as uncharacterized. The transcript is spliced from 3 exons. The record is from RefSeq and is a predicted model, not a curated record. NCBI's taxonomy places the organism in Eukaryota, Metazoa, Arthropoda, Insecta, Coleoptera, Nitidulidae. Bases 53 to 1195 code for a protein of 380 amino acids.
GUUUCAGUGGGUGCUAACUACCGUUAUUUGGUGAACAUUCAACAGGAUUACUAUGAUGGCGUUAAAACUCCUUCCAAUCAUCCAAAUAAUUAUCAUACUCUUCACACAAUCCACCUUAAGCGUACCGAUUUACGGUACUAAACGGUAUGGCCAAUCAUACCACGUAACGCCAUACCAUUCGAUGGUGCGCACCACCCGUUAUCCCGUCGGCUACUACGACAACUACCCUUCCGCUUCCAACUACGAUGACUAUUAUUACCAAGACGGUUUUCCACUAUACUAUCCUAGAACUUCGAAAUAUGAAGUUUACCAGGCGGUCAUGCCAUACUAUUAUGAGGAACGGCCAGUUUCCGCCGCCAGAUACGGCUAUAAUUACUACGGAUAUGACGAUCCAGUCGUAGACUUGCAGGAGGAGAUGAUACAGGAGGCUGAGAGAGAACAGCGGGAGGAUGCGCAGCCCAUAGGUCAUGAAGUCAUGUACGAGAACGACUAUGACGAAGAUCCGGACGAAGCGGACGAUACUAAAGUCGCGUUCUUGCAAAAUUUAAUCCUCACCCAGAUGUACAACGACCAACAGCGCGAAGACGACGGAUACGAUACCAUGUAUGACUCGUACGAUAACUACAGACGUUACGAUGAUGCUACCGAUUUGCCGUACCGUCAACAAGAAGACAAGGACGUUGAUGACUUGAAACAGUUGGCCAGAGAGCAAAACAAACCGAAACCAUACAGGAAGCAGAAACAGAACAACCAUGUUCCUCAAUGGUACAACAACAAGCCAUCUCAGAAAACCGUUGCGAACGUUUACAACCCGGAAGCGAAACGCGGAAACAAGCAACACGACAGGAAGAAUUUCAUUGACAGGAAGCCGAUUCUGGUAGUACCGACGACCAUGCAGCCGGCUAUUGAGACUUCGACAAAGAGGGAGGGGCAGAAGGAGAUUGUGAUGAUGAGGCCCGCCACUCCGGUCAGAAAUCCUUUCUCCAAUCAAGUCUUGGAGAUGAUGACCAAGAACGACAACAAGAAGCGGACGCCCUCUGUCUAUGACACUAUCAAGAAGAUGUUGGAGAUGGAGAAGAGUUUGGAGAAUAAACAACUCGCCGGACAUGAGAUCCGUCCCUCCAUGAAGAAGCGCAUUGUCGCGACGGAGGACAGCCUGACAAAACAGCUCACCGUUCUCAAAAAGGCACAGUAAGCUUUAAAUGUUUUUUGAUUUCGUUGCUGAUGUAACCAACUUGCAAUUUCUUCGUGUAUACAUAAACAUAAGAACCCUAUCGCUAUAGGAUACAUUAUAAGCGCUACUUCAGACGGUCAAGAGUGUGACCUGAAUGUUUGUUACAAAGACUGAUUGACAUUAGUAUUAAUUCAUGUAUAAAUUGGUAGUAUACAAGGUGAUUUCCAAAAAAAGGUUUUUGAGGGUUACCUUGUAUAUUCGUAUAACUUUCGGAUAGCGGGGUAGGUGUAGAUUAUAAAAAAGAUGAUUAUUUUACAAUUGCAUUCCUUCCAAUAAACAAACUGCUUGUAGUUUCUUGUAAAUAGUUAAGGACGCAAUCUAAUAUAUUUAUAUAUAUAAUAUAUGUAUGUGUGAGAACAAUAUUAAUUAUAAUUUAUACGAUAUGAACUUUUCAUUUAACUCGGAAAGAGAUAAAAUUUAAACUGAGAUGGAUUAUUAAGACUGAUUAGUGAGAUUUUGCUGCUGGUUGAAUGAAAAGUUAUUUUCUUAAUAAGAAUAUCAUUAGACAUAGAAAUAAUAAUUUAAGUCCAAUUUUAACUUUAAUGGAUGAAUUUAUAUUUGAUGAAAUCAAACGAAGUUGUUAAGUAACAGUUAUCAGACUAAAAUAUUUUCAUUAAAUGAGGAAAUCAAUAACAAGUAUUAAAUUAAAUCAUUAAUAAAUAAGUUUUAAGGUAACUUCUUUAUUAAGGAAAAUAUUUUUGAAUUAAAAGUACUGUUCAUCCAUUUGAGUUUUCAAUUACUACUCAUUUGAAAAUUUUCGAUUUCGAAGCAUCUCUAUACGAAUUAAUUUUAGGUAGCAGCUUUAAAGUCUUUGGCAAAAAUUGGUAUUUCAAUGUUUAAUGAUUGUUGUAUCUUCUUGAAAAUAUGCUUAAAAUGGUAUAAAGUUGCCUAUAAUAUAUUUUCUUCACAUGGCGAAUGCAAAACCUGUGAUAACUGAGAAAAAGGGACUGUGCUUACUUAUAUAAUUAUGUUUCAAGCACUUUAUGAUAAAACAAAAUGUCAUAAAGGUCCAUGUUAGAUAGCAGAAAUAGCUUUAUCAUGAGUUAUGAUAAUAUUUAAAUAUGUCAAUGUCGAUGUUAACAUAAUCGAUUAUGUUGUAGUACAGAUUCUUAGAUAAUAUUAUAUAACAUAAUAUACAAGACAGUUAAUAAUAUUUUAAUCACUUAAAAUUUUCUUCAUUAAUUUAUUCUUCAUGUAUUAUAUUUGCUAAAUGUGAUUCAUUUAUUUUUAAAAUUUAAAUUUUAGUUGUAGUCCCAAAUUUUAAAAUCUCAAAAAUUACUCAUUCAUUAACUCUAGUAAAUUAGUCAAUAUUUUAUUAAAUCAACUCAACUUCAAUUAAAUAUUUUAUAAAAAUCUCUGAAGUUCCAUCCAACCAGUUUAUAGUCAAUUUAACCAACAUAUCAACAACAUUGACAUAAAUACGUGUUGGAAUUAUGUCAAGUAGAUGGAAGCUUCAGAUGUUGCAGUCAAAAUUCAAUUUAUUUCCUUGCAUUCCAUUUUGUGAAUAUUGUAUGAGUUCCAGAUCUUUAAAUGGUUUUGAUGUUUAUUUUUUAGUGAUUUUAGUUUUGCAUACAAAAUUCACAAAAUCAAAACUAUUUUAUGUUAAAUCUUGAUCUGUACAUAUCUCCUCUAUUUUGUACCAAAUGUAUAUACUAUAUUUUGAUAUGUAUUAUAGAUUCUAGCUCACUACAUUAAACAGUUUGUUUUCUGUUUAUUCAUUAAAACCCAUGAAUGUAAACACCGUUAUUAUACUGACUGAUCAAAAAUAAAUGUAUUUAAA